This is a messenger RNA of Solanum lycopersicum (tomato), 585 nucleotides long. RefSeq names its product protein BTR1-like. Gene Ontology annotation, molecular function: RNA binding. The record is from RefSeq and is a predicted model, not a curated record. Lineage: Eukaryota; Viridiplantae; Streptophyta; Magnoliopsida; Solanales; Solanaceae.
UACUCUCAUCUAAUUUGAAUUUUAUUCUACUACCUCUAAUUUGCUCAGCUGUAUAUGUCGGAAUGAACUAUGGAUAUGGACCACCAAACAGAGUUGGAGGAAGAUAUCCGAAUAACCGACAGCAGAACAAGGUGGCACCACUGGAAGUCAGGGACAAUUCGAUGACUAUUGGUGUUGCAGAUGAGCAUGUUGGACUAGUCCUUGGACGUAAUGGGAGGAGCAUAAUAGAGAUCAGUCAGCUUAGUGGUGCCAGAAUAAAGAUAUCAGAUAGGGGUGAUUUCUUGUCUGGUACUUCCGACAGGAAGGUAACUAUAACUGGAUAACAAAGAGCAAUCCGCACUGCAGAGUCCAUGAUAUCUCGGAAAGUAGCUACUAUUUCUGUGAGAGAAUGAAUUUGUGAAAUGCUGAUAUCCAUGGCUGGAGAACACAUUCCAUCUGAGAAGGGGCAGCAUAUCUUAAGUACAUUUAAGGAAUAUUUCGAAGCAAAGCUAUAGUUUUCGCAAUUGAUUCAGUUGACUGAAUAUAUACCGUUCUAUACAGUCGUAAUUAUUCAAUAGCUAACACUCAGUUGACAACUUUGAAGUU